Messenger RNA from Megalobrama amblycephala (Wuchang bream), 7408 nucleotides. RefSeq names its product calcium channel, voltage-dependent, T type, alpha 1H subunit b (gene cacna1hb). The record is from RefSeq and is a predicted model, not a curated record. Gene Ontology annotation, molecular function: low voltage-gated calcium channel activity; voltage-gated sodium channel activity. The transcript is spliced from 33 exons. NCBI's taxonomy places the organism in Eukaryota, Metazoa, Chordata, Actinopteri, Cypriniformes, Xenocyprididae. Gene Ontology annotation, cellular component: plasma membrane; voltage-gated sodium channel complex; voltage-gated calcium channel complex. Gene Ontology annotation, biological process: membrane depolarization during action potential; neuronal action potential; calcium ion import. Bases 16 to 6465 code for a protein of 2149 amino acids.
UUUGAGAGAAUCAGCAUGCUGGUGAUUCUGCUCAACUGCAUCACACUCGGCAUGUUCCAGCCCUGCCAAGACCUGGAGUGCCACUCUGACAGGUGCAGCAUACUGCAGGCCUUCGAUGACUUCAUCUUUGCAUUCUUUGCUGUGGAGAUGGUGUUAAAAAUGGUAGCCUUGGGAGUAUUUGGUCCAAAAUGUUACCUUGGUGACACCUGGAACCGCCUUGACCUCUUUAUCGUCAUGGCUGGGAUGUUGGAGUAUUCUUUAGAUGGCCAUAAUGUUAGUUUCUCAGCCAUCAGAACCGUACGGGUUCUCCGACCUUUACGAGCCAUCAACAGAGUUCCCAGUAUGCGAAUCCUGGUGACAUUGCUGUUGGAUACUUUACCGAUGCUGGGAAACGUCUUGCUGCUUUGUUUCUUUGUGUUCUUCAUCUUCGGGAUUGUCGGCGUGCAGCUGUGGGCAGGGCUUCUCCGGAACCGCUGCUUCUUUGACAGCAACGUCAGAAAGCUGUAUAAUGUUUCAGAGUCUGUGAGCGAAUACUACAAACUGGAAGAAACAGACGACAUCCCCUUCAUUUGCUCCACCGCUCGGGAGAACGGAAUGUUGCACUGCUACAAUAUCCCCAAACGCAGAGUGGGAGGGGCUGAUUGUGAACUCACGCCUGCUGAUGUCACAGAUCUUGUUUAUAGAGAGCCCCCUCAUCAUGGAUGUGUAAACUGGAACUUGUAUUACAACAGCUGCGAAGCAAGCGAACACAAUCCCCAUAAUGGGGCUAUCAACUUUGACAACAUUGGAUAUGCAUGGAUUGCUAUCUUUCAGGUCAUCACCUUAGAGGGAUGGGUGGAUAUCAUGUAUUAUGUCAUGGAUGCACAUUCCUUUUACAACUUCAUCUAUUUCAUCUUCCUUAUCAUUGUAGGCUCCUUCUUCAUGAUCAACCUGUGCCUGGUCGUCAUAGCAACGCAGUUCUCCGAGACUAAACAACGUGAGAACCAGCUGAUGAAGGAGCAGCGAGCACGUUUCCGCAGUAACGAAUCCACCUUAGGUAGCUUGGCCGAACCAGGAUCCUGCUACGAAGAAAUGCUGAAAUACCUUGCCCAUAUUUGCCGUAAACUUUGUCGUCAUGCCGCACGUCUCUAUGGCGAAUUAUGCCCCAAGAGACGCAAGGGCGUGGCCAAACCCAGCAGCUCCCUCUCAGUGGGUGGGACUAAUGGAUAUUGGAGUGACAGUGGAACAAAGAUGGGUCCGACCCAAUACUGUAUGCUGCAUUAUCAUCACCCCCAUCAGCAUCAACAUUACCUCAGCAAUGGCAUAGAAAUGAAAACCCUUCAUCUUGACAGAGACGCUCAAAAUUCCAAAAAGACCCCAUCGCUCCCACUUGCACUACAAAAUUUAAAGGGAUUGAGGCUUGGUAUGAACUAUCCCACCAUCCUGCCCUCCAAAAUGUACACAAACUCACACACUCGCUCACACUCGACCAGUGGGGUCAAAGCACCAGCUUUCCAUCAUGGACACUAUGGCAGGAAGAUCUCAGUUUGUAGUGGAUACCAUGAUACUUACAAGUUGCAGCACGGUGUGUAUCCGGGCACAUGCUUGAGUGUAUGUGCAGACAGCAGGGUGGGGCUGGUGUCUUCAGAGUCAUCCUCCUGCCCAAUUUGUGCCCAGGAAAGCGACGGUGUUAAUUGCGACUCCAACGGUGAAUCGGACCCAGAGAAGCAGGGGCCAGAUGUCAGCUCGGAAGAGAGCAAAAGAAACCAAGAUAUGGAAGAAAAGGAGUCUAGGAAUGAGAACUGUGUGUGUAUGUGCCUUCAUUAUACCAGAGCCAUUUUGAGGCGUAUUGUGGACAGCAAGUACUUCAACAGAGGGAUAAUGAUAGCAAUCCUUAUCAAUACACUCAGCAUGGGUGUGGAGUACCAUGAACAGCCGGAUGAGUUGACAGACGUGCUGGAGAUCAGUAAUAUUGUCUUCACUAGUUUGUUUGCGUUAGAGAUGCUCCUGAAGCUUUCGGCCUGCGGUCUGUUCAACUACAUCAGCAACCCCUACAACAUCUUCGACGGGAUCAUCGUUAUCAUCAGUGUGUGUGAGAUCGUUGGACAAGCCGACGGAGGGUUUUCGGUUUUGCGGACGUUCCGUUUGCUCAGGGUACUAAAGCUGGUCCGGUUCCUCCCCGCUCUGCGCAGGCAGCUGGUUGUACUGAUGAAGACCAUGGACAAUGUGGCCACCUUCUGCAUGCUGCUGAUGCUCUUCAUCUUCAUCUUUAGUAUAUUGGGAAUGCAUCUGUUUGGGUGUAAGUUUACUCUACGUUUGGAGAAUGGAGACACGGUGUCUGAUAGGAAGAACUUUGACUCACUCCUCUGGGCCAUCGUCACCGUGUUCCAGAUUUUGACCCAGGAGGACUGGAAUGUGGUUCUGUAUAACGGCAUGGCCUCCACCUCCCCCUGGGCGGCUCUGUACUUUGUGGCCUUGAUGACCUUUGGGAAUUACGUCCUCUUCAACUUACUGGUUGCCAUCUUAGUAGAGGGCUUCCAAGCUGAGGGUGAUGCUAGCAGAUCAGACACUGAUGAUGACAUGUCGUCUGACUAUGGUGAUGAGGACAAACUGAGAGAACUACUGAAAUCAGGAUCAGAGAUAAAAAUGCACACAUUAAUGCCCAUCUCUAAUGGACACCUGGAACCUCGGGCAUCUAUGCCACCUCACAACACACACAUGCAACUCAACGCCACACCCAGAACUGAGGUGUCACACAUCUACAGCCAAUCACGGCGCAACAGCAACACUUCCACCGAACCACAUGACCAGAGGUCCCUGUCCAGCCUUUGGGGAAGUCGCCGCUCCAGUUGGAACAGCCUUGGCCACGCCCCCAGCCUAAUAAGGCGUGCUCAGUCAGGAGAGCGUGAGUCGCUGCUUUCUGGAACGGGACAGGACAGCAUGGAUGAAAACCAAUCAGAUGAUGGGAAAUCCAGCAGGACCGGCAGUCUGGGCGGAAUUUCAUGUCUAGGGUCGUUUGAUUUUCCAGAGCUCUUGCAGGUUCCACGCCCAUAUUUGGAGUGUAAUGGCAGAUUAGAUGGAGGUUAUCCAUCCUCUCCAAACAUUACACACCCCGAGCCAACAUCCACACAAGGGGCAGAUGAUGAUGAAUUUGAGGAGAGCUGGUGUCUCAUUUUGAAGAGGCUGUUGGAGCCGUAUAAACCCCAGUGGUGCAGUGACCAUGAGGAUUGGUCACUUUACUUAUUUUCCCCUCAUAAUAAGUUCCGUAUGCGCUGUCAGAAAGUCAUCACUCAUAAGAUGUUUGAUCAUAUUGUGCUGUUCUUCAUCUUUUUCAACUGCAUCACAAUCGCUCUAGAGAGACCCGACAUCCAGCCUGACAGCACGGAGCGGAUUUUUCUUAAAGUGUCCAACUACAUCUUCACUGUGAUCUUUGUGGCUGAGAUGACUGUGAAGGUGGUUUCUCUCGGGCUGUACGCUGGUCCAGGCUCGUACCUGAAGAGCAGCUGGAAUGUUCUAGACGGCCUGCUGGUAUUUGUGUCUAUGGUGGACAUCCUGGUCUCACUCGCCUCCUCUGGCGGGAACAGAAUUCUGGGUAUAUUACGAGUACUUCGACUGCUCAGAACACUGAGACCCUUAAGGGUCAUAAGCAGGGCCCCCGGACUGAAGCUGGUUGUUGAAACGUUGAUCACAUCUCUCAGACCUAUUGGAAAUAUUGUGUUGAUCUGUUGCGCUUUCUUCAUUGUCUUUGGCAUUCUGGGAGUUCAGCUCUUUAAGGGGAAGUUUUAUCAUUGUGAAGGCUUUGACACUAGAAACAUCACCAAUAAAUCAGAGUGCCUGCAUGCUAAUUACAAAUGGGUUCGUAGGAAGUACAACUUCGAUAACCUGGGUCAGGCACUGAUGUCAUUAUUUGUCCUGUCAUCUAAAGACGGCUGGGUCAACAUCAUGUACGAUGGCUUAGAUGCCGUGGCUGUGGACCAACAGCCCGUAAGGAAUCAUAAUCCCUGGAUGCUUCUGUACUUCAUCUCCUUCCUGCUGAUCGUCAGCUUCUUCGUGCUCAACAUGUUUGUAGGUGUGGUGGUCGAGAACUUCCACAAGUGUAGACAAGACCAGGAGGAAGAGGAGGCCAGACUGAGAGAGGAAAAAAGAAAGAAGCGCAUGGAGAAGAAACGCAGGAAGGCCCUGCAGAGACCGUACUAUGCAGACUACUCUCCAACACGCCUCUAUAUUCACACGCUCUGCACUAGUCAUUAUCUGGAUCUCUUCAUCACCAUCAUCAUCGCCAUUAAUGUCCUCACAAUGUCAAUGGAGCACUACAGACAACCCAAGUAUCUUGAUGAAGGUCUGAAGUACUGUAACUAUAUCUUCACGCUGGUCUUUGUGUUCGAGGCUGUGCUGAAACUGGUUGCCUUUGGCUUUAGGAGAUUUUUCAAAGAGAGGUGGAAUCAGUUAGACUUGGCAAUUGUUCUUCUCUCCAUCAUGGGCAUCACACUUGAGGAAAUUGACCUGAAUGCCUCUCUACCCAUCAACCCCACUAUUAUACGCAUCAUGAGAGUGCUACGCAUUGCCAGAGUGUUGAAGCUGUUGAAGAUGGCCACAGGAAUGAGAUCUCUUCUGGAUACAGUAGUUCAAGCUUUACCACAGGUUGGUAAUCUGGGUCUGCUUUUUAUGCUGCUGUUCUUCAUCUAUGCGGCACUGGGAGUUGAACUCUUUGGCAAACUUGAAUGCACUGAGGAGACCCCGUGUGAGGGUUUGAGCAGACACGCUACAUUUCAGAACUUCGGUAUGGCAUUCCUCACUCUAUUCCGUGUUUCCACGGGUGACAACUGGAACGGAAUCAUGAAGGAUACCCUGCGGGAAUGUAAAAAUGACAAAUGUCUGAGUUACCUUCCGCUUUUGUCGCCUCUGUACUUUGUGACAUUUGUGCUGGUAGCACAGUUUGUGCUGGUGAAUGUUGUGGUCGCUGUGCUCAUGAAACAUUUAGAGGAGAGUAACAAAGAUGCCCGUGAGGAGGCCGAGAUGGAGGCGGAGUUGAAGGAGGAGCUCCAGGCCAGUCGUAGACAAAGCACCGCCUCUAUGGGCGGAGUCAUUGGGCUUGAGGGUACAGCUGUUAAAAUGGAGUCUCUCUCACAUGAACAGGGCAAAGACCCCAAUUACGGCAACUUCCUGACAGUUGGGAGGCCGUCUAUAUCACGGAUGCUGUCCUUACCUAAUGAUAGUUACAUGCUGUAUCCUGUUAAGCCUGUAUAUGGAUCCAUGCAUGAGAGAUUCUCCAGAGAGGACUCUACACUACCAGGCUCCUCUCUCUCACUCGGCACCCAGCCCUGUGAAGAUAAUGCCAUAAUGCAGGUUCCAGGAACUGCAUCUCAGACAAGCCUGGCCUCCAUUCCUGCUCCCCACCCUCUAAAUCAAAGAGCGAGAUCUAGCAAUGCCUUCAGGGCUCUGCAGAGACAGCAAGCAAUAAAGAGCGACUCCAUUGAUUCCACAAACGCUGACUCCAGAGACACCUUACAUAUCCCAAGCAAGCCCUCCUCCAGUGAUAAUCUUCUUCUCAAAGUACCCAUCAUGCCCCUCACCAGUGGAUCUGCCCCCUGUUCCCCCCAGGCCUCACCUCCCCCUCCCCUCCGCAGCCGGACAGCGAGCGUACAAACAAACAGACACGUGUACAGCCAGCGCAGCAUCCCCUGCCGACAGACCGCGUACCAUACGCAAUCCAUAAAAUCUCUGGAAAUAAUGCACGCAAAUGCACAGACCAAACUACGGGAUUCGGACGGUCCUGACGAGGCGGUCCGACUCAACCCGAACAUCACCCAAAGAAGAGCCUCUCGCUGUGGGGGACACAGCCACAGUUUGUCCCCUUGCGACCCAUCUUUCUGUUCUGACAGCCAGUCUCAGGACUCAUUGCACAGUGGGGCGGCCCGUCAACCGGAUACCAGUGCUCAUAGUCUACGGAAGUACAACAGUAUGGAAAAUAACGGCUUCCUGUCUCAGCUUCACAUCCCUCGCCGUCACUCAACGCACGGAGAGGAGUUACUUCUUCAGCAGCAGACAAUUUCACCAUCACCUGGACCUUCUCCAACACCCAAGAAGGAGAAAAUGAGCCCGCCGUGCAUCUCCAUCGACCCUCCCACCGAUGCGGAUUUUCCGUGUCCAGGGGUCAGUCAGGAGCGCAGCACAGUCCUAAGGCGGCGGACCCCAUCGUUUGACUCCGCACUACCACGGGAGUCCUUAGAUCUUCCUGACGUGCAGGACGAACCUAUUUUGCCGAGUCAUUUGCCCCUCCCACAGUUCUCUUUUGACCAAUCGGAUGUAAGUUCCCUGAGUAGCCUGUCGGAACUGCUUUCAGAUAGUGACCAGUCGACGCACUCCUUCCCUCCUGAGGCCCGGUCGGGGCUUGUGGGAGAAGCAGGUCAGAGUCCACUCAGGAAGAAGGUAUUGGUCAGAAUGGUCAGCACUAGGGAUCCAGCAAAUGAGGAUUCGGUUGCCUAGGCAAACGAGCAGGAAGACAAUUACGCAUUCCGCCUCUUUAUAAAGCAUUUUAAUUACAGGAAGAGGCGGUGUCGGCAAAAGUAUGCAAAUGUGUUUCUGAUGGAACUGAUCUUUUUUUGCCUGAUCAUAUUGAUUAGGGAACUUUUGCUAGUGUUCAUCAUCACACACACAUUGAUAUUGUGACAUUUUAUGUGAAUUCAUAUGAAAAUCCAUCACAGAACCAUGUUGCAUCGUGGCAUAUAAUUACUGCACAUGACGGUCCGAUUUUAACCCUCAUAUUUUGUUUGGGGUCUGACAGGUUGAUCAUUUAAUUGCUCAAAAAGUGUCAUUUAAAUUAACCCUGUAAAGUCUGACAUAUGAAAUAAUAGUAAAAAAAAAAAAAAAAAAAAAAAAAGAUUUUGAAAUGGAUCACUUUAUUGAACCUUUAGACAAAAUAUUUUUAAAAAUCUGCAAAAAAAAAGUUUGAUAAUGUAUUUUGUUGAGUAUCAUAUUUUAUACAUCAGGCUUUUAUGGCUCAUAUUGCAUGAUAUAGAAAAAUGGAGGGGAAAAAACACCUUAAUUUUAUUCAGAGGCAGUGAAAAUAUGCAAUUUGGUGCAGUUGCAGAUAUUUAUAAGGCUAAAAAGUAAAUUGAAAUUAUGAUAGCUUGUAAUUUAAGUCAAUAAGAUUAUAGCAGACUAUUCACACAAAUAUCAGUUGUCACUCUGUGUCUCCCAAUAAUAUCUUCGUAAGAUGUUUAUGAUCAAAGCACUGGACUUUUUAUUGUGGAAGCAAAACAUAUAAUGCAGUGCAAUACAACACUCUGAAGAAUGCUGGGUUGGAAAUGGACAAACUCAGCAACUGGGUUGUUUUAACCCAGCGGUUGGGUUAAAUGUUUGCCCAUCCUGCUGAGUAGUUUUAUUUAACUCAAGUAUUGUGUAAAAAUUACUGUAUUGCAUGCUUAAA